UUCCAACAGACCGAGAGAGGCGGCCACGAUCGCGAUCGCGCGAGCGCCCUCGUGAACGAAAACAUGGGCACCGUGAAGACCUAUAUCUUGAGCGUGAAGAACCUUAUCGAAGAGACCGAGACUAUGAUUUCGAUCGUGAGGACCGACACAGGCGUGACCGGGAACGAGAUCGAGAGCGGCGAAGGCGGCAUGAACGUCGGGAUCCUGAUCGCUAUCGAUCCCGCUCUCGUUCUCCACAAUUAGCCCCGCCGCGCUCUCGGUCGUCCAGCCCCCGGCAAAUUGCUGAUGAACUUGAAGAAACAAACAACAAUCCGGCGACAAACGGUACUGAUGAAAAUAUGACAGAGGAGCAAAAAGAAAUGAUGCGUAUCAUGGGAUUUUGCGAUUUUGACUCCACCAAAGGCAAACAUGUAAUAGGAAAUUCGAUCUAUGUGGCUAAUAUCACGAAGCAACGCAAGUAUCGACAGUAUAUGAAUCGCCGUGGUGGUUUUAACAGGCCAUUGGAUCCAGUCGCCU
Messenger RNA from Opisthorchis viverrini, 516 nucleotides. RefSeq lists its product as hypothetical. The record is from RefSeq and is a predicted model, not a curated record. The transcript is spliced from 2 exons. NCBI's taxonomy places the organism in Eukaryota, Metazoa, Platyhelminthes, Trematoda, Opisthorchiida, Opisthorchiidae. The annotation marks the transcript as partial.